Tyto alba (common barn owl) is the source of this 4639-nucleotide messenger RNA. RefSeq names its product 3-hydroxyacyl-CoA dehydratase 2 (gene HACD2). Lineage: Eukaryota; Metazoa; Chordata; Aves; Strigiformes; Tytonidae. Gene Ontology annotation, molecular function: 3-hydroxyacyl-CoA dehydratase activity. The coding region runs from base 127 to 867 and encodes 246 amino acids. Gene Ontology annotation, cellular component: endoplasmic reticulum membrane. The record is from RefSeq and is a predicted model, not a curated record. The transcript has 7 exons. Gene Ontology annotation, biological process: very long-chain fatty acid biosynthetic process; sphingolipid biosynthetic process; fatty acid elongation.
CACCUCCCGCGGCUGCGCACAGCGCCCUGCCCGCCUCCAAAAUGGCGGCGGCAGCGCCGGGGGAGCCCCCGCCCCGUGUCCCCGCCGUACGCUGAGAGCGGGCGGAGGCCGCGGGAACGCCGCAACAUGGCGGCGUCUGGCAGCGGCGGGAGCCGGGCGGAUAACGGCUACAGCAGCCAGCAGCCGCGGCGGAGGAAGGGCCCGGGCGCGCUGGCCACGGCUUACCUCGUUAUCUACAACGUGGUGAUGACGGCGGGAUGGCUUGUUAUUGCGGUUGGUCUAGUUCGAGCAUACCUGGCUAAAGGUAGCUACCAUAGCCUUUACUAUUCAAUAGAGAAGCCCCUGAAGUUCUUCCAAACUGGAGCUUUGCUUGAGAUUCUGCACUGUGCAUUUGGCAUUGUUCCCUCUUCUGUUGUUCUGACUGCUUUCCAAGUGAUGUCAAGGGUUUUCCUGACGUGGGCAGUAACGCAUAGUGUGAAAGAGGUACAAAGUGAAGAUAGUGUCCUGUUGUUUGUAGUGGCCUGGACAGUCACUGAGAUAAUCCGUUAUUCUUUUUAUACGUUUAGCUUGUUAAACCAUCUCCCUUAUCUCAUCAAAUGGGCCAGGUACACUUUGUUUAUAGUAUUGUAUCCAAUGGGAGUCUCAGGUGAAUUACUCACAAUAUAUGCUGCAUUACCCUUCGUCAGACAGUCUGGCUUGUAUUCCAUUAGUUUACCUAACAAGUACAAUUUUUCUUUUGACUACUAUACAUUCCUGAUCCUGGUUAUGAUCUCUUACAUUCCAAUCUUUCCUCAGCUGUAUUUUCAUAUGCUACAUCAGAGGCGAAAGGUACUCUCCCACACUGAAGAACACAAGAAGUCAGAGUAAUUCCAACUGUUUUUCAGAACUUUUCAAACAUCAAAAUGCUGCAGAUUUUCAAUACCCAGCACAUUUAUAAAGAAUAUUCCAAGAUAAGUCAGAGGUAAAAGACAAAUAAUUUAGCAAGAAUAGCCAGUAAUUCUGAUUUCACUGAAAUUCCACAAUGUAAAACAUGGAAAUAAUUUUCAGCUUGAAGUGCUUCAGAAAACUUUUAAACUUUAUAUGGCUCAGCAGUUAGCCUUUUCCUUUUCCUUAAAUGAUGUGCUAAAUGGUUUUCAUUUAUUACUAAAUGCCUGAAGGUUACAGUAUGAGUGAUGAAGUUGUACCCACUAAAUGCUUGAAUUGGGAUUAUAUUACUGAUACCUCUUUGUUUUUUUAAUGCUUGACUGCAUGCUGGAAACUGUAUGCAUUGCUCUGAAAGCAAACAGUAUGCUCUGGAAUACUUUAGGAUUUUGUCAGACUUCAGUGGAGAAUGUAAUCUGGGCAAAGUGGUGAAUUUAGAAAGGUAGGUUGUAUAUUUAAAAGGUGAUGGGAACAAGAACAGGAAACCAAUUAUGGGAAAUGAGGGGAAUGUGGUUCUUUAGGAAUUUAAACAGUAGGGUAUCUGACCAGAGUGUGUUCUCUGAAGAUCUUGUUUAAGCUGAUUACUCAAAUGCUAAUGUUAACUCAGAGGCUUUAAUGCUUAUCUGAAACAUUAAAACUCCUCUAAGUACUGCAUCCCUGGAUACUUUUUAAAAAUAUUUUAAGAAAAUUAAUACUAACUGUAAUAUUUCUAGUGAUAUCAGUAAUGAAUCUAAACAAUAUAAGGAGGCAGGUCACCCAGAAAUGGGUGCAGUUCUCCCUUUUUUACUUUAUCAUCUCUAAUCACUGUCCACUAUCUCUGUGGUACUCAUCUUUGAGUGUUGAGGACUGUUUGUUCUACUGUGGAAUCAUCUGAGGGCCUUGUUCCUCAACCUGACUUUUCUGAAGUGACUAAUGUGUAUCACUGGUACAUCCAAGCAGGCAGUUCCAGGCACUUAGCUUCUGAAAUGUUGCAAAGUCAUAAAUUCCUUCUUUGAAAGCAGAUUAUUUCAUGUGUUACAUGCUGCUUUUGCAGAUUGGACAAGCCUUCCCUCAUCUGCUCUUCUGAAAGAGCAGAAAACCAUAGAAAGUUAAAUUUCACAUAAACAGCAAGGUGCUUUCUCUGGGUUCUCAGGCUAAGCCUUCCCUUGGGAAGGUAAAAUAGAAAAAGAAAGAACUGGGAAAACCUUGUGGCAAAGCAGAAAGCGCUAAUGAUAUGUGAGCAGUGCCCCAGAUUAUGAACAAACUGUUGACUGGGGGCAGAGAGUGGGGAAUUUAAGGGACAAUGGAGCAGGGAAAUGAACAGAUAUCCAAGUAAAGGCAAAAGGAAAUGUAGGUUGUGGCCUUUGCUCUGUUAGGAAUUGAUAGUCGAAUAGUCCUAUCUUCACCCAGUCAGAGCCACUAGACAACACCACAAGGAUUUCUCUGGCUUCCCUCUUGUAACAUCGUGAUUUAGUGCAUAAAUGAGGUGUGACCACUACCAUGGUACCUGCAAUACUGGUUUUGUGCUGUGCCUGCCAGCACCUCCCCCUGGACGUGGCCCAUAUCUGUGUCCCAGUUACUUGUGCUUGAUGUAUCGCAGCUCUCCCUAACCUAGUCAAACAUAGUAAGUACUAAGGGCACGGGCUCUUUGUUCUAGCAUUUGGGGUGAGCUGGAUUUACAGUUAUUUACAAUUAUUUUGGUUUAUGUUUGUCACAGCUAUAUUGAAAACAAACAAACAAAAAAAGAACAACAAAAAACCAAAAAAACGAAUCUUUGCUUUAUUCAGUAAUUUCCUUUGGCUUCAUCAAAAAGUCUGAAUUUUCCUAGCGCUCGGUAACAUGUAUAACACCUUUCCUGUUCAACACAAACAGGACUAUUGUAAGCAGGGAGAGGGUAAGAGGGUAUGAUCUUUGCUUCUAUUUUAAACCUUUUGGAGACAAUUAUUUGCUGUAAUCAAAAAUGCUAUUGCCAUAUACAGCCUCAAAGUGGUUUUGCAUUCAAAGGUGCAACAAUUUCAAUUCAUUUCUCCAUUAGGUUGUGUGGUGCUUUGUUGUAGUGAUCUGAGGAAUGUUGCAUUAUACUGAACUCAUUGUUCAAAAGUGUAGACUUCCACCUCUGAACAAAACAUCUCCUUUUGCUUAUACCUGUUAUCAAAGGAGUUAGUGUCAGUAUGUCUGAAGGAUGUUAUCUAAAAGAUCUGAUUUCUUAAUGUGCUUAGGUUACUGGAUAUUGUCAAUGCUCAGCUCCUGAACUUUUCUUGAUUUGAUUUCUGUGCCCAAAUAAAAGAUUUGAUUUCAAAUUUGUUGGUCCAAUUUGGAUAAAAAAAUGUCUAAUAUUCCUGUAUGAAACAAACUCAUAGUUCUGUUGAUGAGAAAGAUGUAGUACAGAUCUGUAUUAAAUAGCAUUGACACUACAGAAAAGCAGAGAGAGCUGCUAGUAGGGAGAAAGCUUGUACAAUCAGAGUGUUUUCUGGAUGUGCGUUAUUAUGGAAUAUUUACUUUAAUUGAAAAUAUUAAUUUACCACAAGUGCAAAUAAACUACAGCCUUUUAAAAGAAAACAGAGUUACUUUUCAUUUUAAAAGAAAAAGAAAUUGCUUAGUAAGAAAUCUUAUCAAUAAAGUUGACUUUAAAAUUAUAUUCUGAAGUAUGAACAUUCGGUUAGUAUGUACAAGAAUUCCAGCACUUCAGCUUGCAGUGCCUUUUCAAGUUUAGCUUCCAUGGCAAUCACUGGAAGGUGAUCUUGAGUAAGAACUGUAGUUCAGUGCCCUAACACUGUUUGGGUUUUUCUCUAAUACUGACUUUGGUCACACAUAUGGGUGUUUUCCUCCUCAUAAAAUAUGAACAAGUUUCCCCUCAUCUGUCACUGAAAUUGUAAUGUGGUUUAUGUGAAGAUUAUAAUAGAAGCUUUGAUUAGUGUUCUUUGUCACAAAUCUAGAGGGUUUUUUUUACCUACAGACUAUUUACUUGGCUUGCAUGUUUUCAGUCAGCAUCACCAAACUUCUGCAGCAGACAUGUUUUCUGCUUUGGUAAUCUUUGUGUUGUAUGCACUGGUUCAGUCAACAAUACUUUACAUUCUACUGUGCUGGCUUUGUCCAAGUCAGUUAUUACCCUCUAAAAGACCAAGGUUCUUACCAAUGUAUAGUUUACAACUGGAACUGUAGAAAUAUUCAUAUUGUUAAUUUCAGUAAGAUGCAGGUUACAGUGCAGGUAAAUUGUAAUUUUUUACAAUGUGAUGUUUCUAUCAAAAGUUUGUUAUUUUCUUUAUUACAUAUCAGUAGAAGGGUUGGCAUUUGUGUGGACCAAUCUGCAGUGUCAUUUUAAAACCUAUUUUUCUGCUUACAAAUUUCAUGAGUAUACAUCAGAUCAUACAUUUUUAUGUAUAUUUACAUCAGUGAAAUUUGAGUGAAAACUAUAAAGUCAUUUUUGUAUUUUUUUCUAUGUUGUGAAGAAUAAAAUUGUAAUUUUAUAAGUCUGAUUCACUAAGAUUAUUAUAAGUUAGAUGUAUUUUUUGUAUAUUUAGGAAUCUGGUAUUACUUGGAGCUCUGAAAGAUUAAAGAUAGACUUUUUAUGCAUGGUUGGAAGAUAUUUCUACUUGAUAAUGCAGUGAAAUGGUUGUAUGCUAAAAUAUUAGUCUGUGUUGUUACCUUGUGAAAUUGAUUCUGUGCUCUCUGCCUGGAUUUGGCCUACUGAUCAGUGAUACUAAUUGCUAUAAUCCAAAUAAAAUAAUUCUGAACAAAA